UUUGCAAUGUUACACAAUACCAUCUGGAGACAUUAUAGCCAGCCAUAUUCUCAUAAAACCGGAAAGAACAUUGAUAACAACAGUCUGUAGGUCACCAGUCACCGAGCAACAUCCCACAACGCAUUUACGCAAGAGAAUCACCAAUAAUGAAUAUUUCGUUUGAGGGGAAGAGAAUAUUGGUCACUGGUGCAGGUCAAGGAAUCGGUAGGGAUCUUUGCCUGCGUCUGUCCAAGUACAAAGCCACAGUCAUAGGAAUAUCUCGAACCAAGAAACAUCUGGACACUUUGAAAAUUGAAGACCCCAAGAUAAUCCCAUUGGCAGUGGAUCUGAGAGAUUGGGAUGCGACAAGAGACGCCGUGAGUAGCAUUCUACCGAUCGACAUGGUCGUCAAUAACGCCGGUGUUGCAACCCUGGCCCCAUUUCUACAACUCACACAGGCGGAUUUUGAUCUCACCAUGGAUGUGAAUGUCAAAGCGGUUUUCAAUGUCUCGCAAAUAGUCGCUGAGGACAUGAUUAAACGAAAUUACGGAGGGACUAUUGUCAAUGUUUCCUCACAGGCUAGCCAGGCUGCCAUCAAGGAUCAUGCAGUUUACUGUGCAUCGAAAGGUGCUCUUGACAUGCUCACAAAAACGAUGGCAUUGGAAUUGGGCCCACAUAAAAUUCGAGUUAAUAGUGUGAAUCCAACAGUAGUUAUGACGGCAAUGGGAAAACUUGGCUGGGAGGAUCCAAAGAAGGCGAGAGCUAUGAUAGAAAAAAUUCCUCUCGGCAGAUUCGCUGAGGUUGACGAAGUCAUAGACGCAAUUGUUUACUUGUUGAGUGAUCGGAGUAGCAUGAUAACAGGAACCAUGCUCCCUGUGGACGGUGGAUUUCUCGCGACAUAGUCAUUUUUGACUGCUCGCUUGGCAUAAAGUGAAUGUCAAAGUGAUGUAAUAAUUCCAAACGAAUUGAUAAUUAUCUCAAUGAAUAAAUGAAUGAAAAAUAGUGGAAAAACUCGCCGACUUUGCGAGAAAAUAACAGCGACGUUUUCCCCUUUUGUAUGCCCUAUCUUUGAUAUUAUCCACAAAGUCGAAUUCUCCAUUCUACCUUUCCUUUUUCAUUUGUUGAGCUGCUUUGUACAUCUGAGGAGAGUAAUAACGGUUGCAACCCCUCGACCGCAUUUAUACUUUCAUAAUAAUAAAUUUAUUUUCCUCUUCA
Molecule: messenger RNA, 1194 nt
Organism: Diachasmimorpha longicaudata
Lineage: Eukaryota; Metazoa; Arthropoda; Insecta; Hymenoptera; Braconidae
Product: L-xylulose reductase
Exons: 4
Coding region: 147-881 (244 amino acids)
Biological process (GO): xylulose metabolic process; glucose metabolic process
Molecular function (GO): carbonyl reductase (NADPH) activity; L-xylulose reductase (NADPH) activity
Source: RefSeq, a predicted model, not a curated record